AUGCGUGACGCUGCCCGGGUAGUGAGCCGCACCUUAGGUAUGCUGGCUGCGGAGAUUAAGCCCGGGGCAGUGCCUACCAGGCUUGAUAAAAUGGCUGAGGAAUAUAUAAGAGAGCAGGGUGCCAUACCGGGUUUUUUAGGUCUGUACGACUGCCCCAGUACUUUACUGAUCUCCCGGAACGAAACGGUGGUUCAUGGUUUACCCAUUGCCAAGCCGUUGGAAGAUGGCGACAUCGUAAGUGUAGAUUGUGGUGCUAUCCUGAAUGGCUAUUACGGAGAUCAUGCCUAUACUUUUGAAGUAGGGGAGGUAGCCGAAGAAACCAAACAACUUUUAAAAGUUACCAAAGAAUGCCUGUACAAGGGCAUUGAGCAAUUACGCACGGGUAAUCGUAUGGGCGACCUUAGCUAUGCUAUCCAAAAGCAUGCAGAAGAUCAUGGUUAUGGUGUAGUGCGUGAGCUGGUAGGACAUGGCUUGGGUAAAAGCAUGCACGAAGAUCCCCAGGUACCGAAUUACGGACGUCAGGGACGCGGAAAGAAAUUCCAGGAAGGUUUGGUCAUUGCCAUUGAGCCUAUGAUCACCAUGGGUACCCACCGCAUCAAACAACUGAGUGACGGCUGGACCAUCAAUACCGUGGAUGGGAAGCCGGCUGCUCACUUUGAACAUGAUGUAGCCAUUGUGGAUGGUAAGCCGGACAUCCUUUCUACCUUCGAUUAUAUUUAUGAAGCUUUAGGUAUUACUGAAACGGUAUGA
Symbiodinium pilosum is the source of this 750-nucleotide messenger RNA. The record is from the annotation of a GenBank genome assembly. NCBI's taxonomy places the organism in Eukaryota, Dinophyceae, Suessiales, Symbiodiniaceae.